This is a messenger RNA of Phyllopteryx taeniolatus (common seadragon), 3489 nucleotides long. It is a transcript of the gene med22, whose product is annotated as mediator complex subunit 22. Bases 361 to 783 code for a protein of 140 amino acids. Lineage: Eukaryota; Metazoa; Chordata; Actinopteri; Syngnathiformes; Syngnathidae. Gene Ontology annotation, molecular function: transcription coregulator activity. The record is from RefSeq and is a predicted model, not a curated record. The transcript has 3 exons. Gene Ontology annotation, cellular component: mediator complex. Gene Ontology annotation, biological process: regulation of transcription by RNA polymerase II.
UCACCACACAUCGCGGAUGUCACCCGCCACUCCUGUAACGUAAAGGAAGACGACGGCACUUUGUCGUUCACGUCUCUCAUUAAUCUUCGCAAACAACGAUUUAGACAGCAUGUAAGGACUUUUUUUUUUUUUUUCCUGAACGUACUUUCACAGCAUAAACCUCACAAAGACACGUCUGUUAGUUUGUUUUUUUUCGGAACAUGGUUUCACGUGCGUGUCUUGCUAGCUUGUAGUGCUACACACUGCUAAUCGUGAUCGUUGCUGCUAAUUUCAUAUUUUGCUCUCGCUCUCAGUGGACGAAUGCGUCGAUGUUCAUGGGAAUACUGUAGGUAAAACCAGUGUUGCCUUUGCUUGAGCACAAUGGCGACCCAGAGAGUGCUUCCUCAGAGCAAAGAAACUCUGCUCCAGAACUACAACAAGAGGCUGAAAGAUGACAUCAGGUCCAUCCUGGACAACUUCACUGAGAUCAUCAAAACUGCCAAGAUAGAAGACGAGACGCAGGUUUCUCGAGCAACUCAAGCAGAGCAAGACCAUUAUGAGAUGCAUGUACGAGCAGCUAAUAUUGUCCGCGCUGGCGAGUCGUUAAUGAAGCUGGUGUCGGAUCUGAAGCAGUUCCUGAUCCUGAACGACUUCCCCUCGGUCAACGACGCCAUCAGCCUGCAGAACCAGCAGCUGUGCUCGCUGCAGGAGGAGUGCGACAAGAAGCUGACCUCCCUGCGCGACGAGAUCGCCAUCGACCUGUACGAACUCGAGGAAGAAUAUUACUCCUCCAGGUACAAGUAGACUUACUCGCCACCGCCCAUCUCGCCGCUGUCCUGCGCUCCCACCCUCACCAUUCGCCGCUAAGCCCCAGAAGCCGUCAUCCUGUUCAUCGUCGUCAUCAUCAUCCAGUAGUAGCUGUGUGUGAGUGCUGGAUAUGCACCAUGUAUAGUCACAUAGUUGCCUUCCCCACAUCAUCUAGUGCCUUACAUUUUACUGCUCUUUGAAAUGAGAAUGGUUGAGCUUUAAGAAGCUACUGAACAGAAUAUCAGCAGAGUAACUUGGAAUAUGAGAGCAAAACAGGUACUCUAUGUCUCAACAUUUGGUGCCCCCCCCCCACCCCGACAGUGAUAAUUGAUGUAGAUUAGCAGUCCCCCCCCCCCCGCCCCCCAAACAUUUAAACCAAGGCACAUAUUUUAAAAAUCAAAGUGGCACACCACCAGACAAAAAUUUAAAACUGAUAUGAUGAUGUCAUCAAUUUACUCACAAAUUGAAUUCCCCGGUGUGAAAUCUGGGGCUGUUUAGUUGAACAGAAAGUUAUCAUUCUGUUGUCUGAAACAGGUGGACACAGGAUAAUUGUACCUUCUGCUAUCUAGUGGAAGAGCAUAUCUAUGUUCUGCCCGUCGCUGUAUCUCACUGGCAAAGCUAGAAGAACAAAGUUGCACUAGUUGUAGAAAAUAAAUCAAAACAUUUUUGAAAAUGUGAGAUUGAAUUGAAAUGGAAUUUAGCUCACUGCUGGUCAAAAGAUUUAGAAUACCCCAUUUGAAAUCCAUGCAUUUCAAUGUCUCAUAGUCUGAAAUAAAGGCAUAUAACAAAUAAACCAAGUUACCAAAGAAAUCGUGGAAUCAAUCUAUAAACAAAAAAUGUAUUUCCCAGCUUUUGAAUCAUUAAAGUAGCCACCCUAGGCAAAUAUAAAAUAAGAGCUAAACACUCUUAUGGCAUUCUUUCUACAGUGGAAGUCAAAUAGUCUUCAGAAAGUUCUUCCCAACUCUGUUGCAGAUGUUCCCAUAAAUGUGUGGGUAAAAAAAUACUCCUGAAAGGUGCUUGCAGCCUCAUGUUGUUGCGUUUUAUGCAUAAACUGCAUUUGCUUCCAUUAGGUUGAAUUUUUGGGUACAUUUAUAUUUUUAUUAUCUAUCAUUUAUUCUUAUUUAAAGAUUCAUUUUACACAGAAAAAUGUUUACAUAUUGUUUAUUGAAAAGUAGUGCAAUAAAAAUAAGGGUUUUUCCCUAACGUGAGGAAUAAUUGUGAUUAAUAAUCGGGAUUAUUAUUUUGGCCAUAAUCGUGCAGCCCUAGUUUGUACCAUUCCAAGCAGUUGAACUACUUGACAUUCAAUUUUACAAAAUGGCGGGGCAUUCUAAAAUGUUUGACCGGUAGUGUAGCUGAUGUUCUCUCGCAGUACACUAAUGUGCUGUGGUCGGAAUCACUUUAUAAGGAGACCAGAAGAUUCGGAGUUUACAUUUUCAGCCUCAUGAGCAGAAGGAAGAUCACUAAAUUGAUCUGAUAGUUUAAAAAUAAAAGAAGUAUAUUUAUGGAUGAAUAUGUAGUUGAUGGUCACAAAGCUCUUUAAAGAAAAUUAGCACUCUUUUUAAAUGAAAGUGUAUGACAGUACACUCACCGGCCACUUUAUUAGGUAGACAUUGCUAGUGUGCAACAAUCGUCCUAAAUUUGGGCGUUUAAACGAGGGAUGACCAUUAGACUGCAUUGCCUUGAUCCGCUAUGGAGCCGUCAAUUAAUCAGUUACAGUUCAUUUUACGUUAAAGCGCUAACAAAAGUGUAUUUUUAAUAUUGUUUGGUUAGACUUCACUCCUGUCACAUUCCAUGAGUGUAAGUGUGGGAUAGGAGAUUCUCUUUGCGAAUAACCUGGACUCCUGUUUCCAUGCCAUUUUCUUAUUGAGCAGAAUUCUGCAGCUCAGAGGGGUUGAGCUGUCGCAGGUCUGUGUGGACGUAGCAAAACGUCCUUUGUGUUGUUCUUCCAGAGAGUCUGUUAACAGCUCCUCUGCCAGUUACAGUACACGCUCCAUUUGGCCUCAAUUGGCGAAUUUGGAACAAACUAUUAAUCAGCUAAUCGAUUACACUGCUCAUUUGUGAUGUGUGUAUGUAUGUAUGUGUGUGUGUGUACUAAGGGGCCUAGAAAAUAUGAUGGUGCAACGCCAUCUUAUCAAAUUCUGACCCAUUUGAAUGUGGAAAUUGAAGCUCAUCAGAUGAGACGUUUUCUGUUCGGUUGUACAAUUUUAGCCUCUUAUCUUCUGAGGUUGUGGUGUGGUCAUGUUGAGCGUUUAGCUUUGCUCUUCUACAUACUUUGUAACCAGUGGGUUGCGUUACUGUUGCCUUUCGAUCGACCACGCGACACACUGAGUCAUUCAAACUUCCCCAGUCUGGUGUGCUGGUUUGUGAUUGGCUGAUACUGUGUAGGUUUUUACAUUGAGGAGUAAUUGAAUAGGUGUCCCCAAUUAAGAGUCUUAGCCUUAGUCUUGGCCAUAUUAGGUUAUUAUUAUUAUAGUUCCUUAUGUGACUGACUAAUUCAUCAAAUUGUUGCAGAUUUUACUUUGCGUAGACACAGCAGUAUGCUGUUAAUUCAACGUGAAUACUGGUAGGGGAGACAUUUUGUUUUUCUGAAGGCCUUUCCCUCCAAAUAUUGGCUUCCAUCCUUGUGUGACUCAAACUGUAAAAAAUAAAUAAAUAAAUAAAUCAUUAUACUGAUUAAGAAAUAAAAUAGAGAGGAAAACUGGA